AUGGAAAGCAAGCUUCGAAAGGUUGAUAGUAAUGAGAAUGAGAUAUGCAUAGGUGAUUAUUCUUCUUCCCUAGCCAUGCACAAGGAUUCCAAAACAAUAUCGAAAACAAGGACUAAGAACCCUAAGAUACGCAUAAUUCACAUGUUUCCUCCGCAGAUAAUCAAGACAGAAGCUCAGAAUUUCCGGGAACUGGUGCAGAGGAUAACCGGGAAACCACCAACAACCACUCAUGAAAACUGUUGCAACAUUCAGAAGAAGCCACCAACUAUAUCCGCAUCAGAAGAAGAAGUAGUUUGUGGCGGUGGUUACUUGGGAGGCUUCUCUGAUUUGGAACAAAGCUUUAUUUCUGAGCUUCCAAUGCUUCCCUUCGAUAUAUAG
Molecule: messenger RNA, 378 nt
Organism: Arachis stenosperma
Lineage: Eukaryota; Viridiplantae; Streptophyta; Magnoliopsida; Fabales; Fabaceae
Product: VQ motif-containing protein 25-like
Exons: 1
Coding region: 1-378 (125 amino acids)
Cellular component (GO): nucleus
Source: RefSeq, a predicted model, not a curated record